Messenger RNA from Symphalangus syndactylus (siamang), 239 nucleotides. RefSeq names its product thymosin beta-10-like. Gene Ontology annotation, cellular component: cytoplasm. Gene Ontology annotation, molecular function: actin monomer binding. Gene Ontology annotation, biological process: actin filament organization; regulation of cell migration. The record is from RefSeq and is a predicted model, not a curated record. Lineage: Eukaryota; Metazoa; Chordata; Mammalia; Primates; Hylobatidae.
UUUUAAGAAAAUGGCAGACAAACCAGACAUAGGGGAAAUCGCCAGCUACAAUAAGGCCAAGCUGAAGAAAACGGAGAUGCAGGAGAACACCCUGCUGACCAAAGAGGCCAUUGAGCAGGAGAAGCGGAGUGAAAUUUCCUAAGAGCCUGGAGGAUUCCCCACCCCUGUCAUCUUCGAGACCCCAGUAGUGAUGUGGAGGAAGAAUCACCACAAGAUGGACACAAGCCACAAGCUGUGCU